AUGUUAGUCGUUUUUACUUUAAUUUCACUUUGUAUUUUUUCUUUAAACGAGGGUAAAAUUUUCGCUGGGAAUAAAUACCAAAAUGAAAAUUUAAAACAAUGCGUGAGCCAUAUUAUAGAAAAAUAUUUUUCUAAAUACUCUCAUCUUUCUGUUAUUGAUGUGCAUCAUGAUAGUGAUGAGAUUAUUGAAGUAAUCCGUUCUGUCGCUACCCUUUCUAUUAUUUUGAAAGGCAACUACAUAGACGAGUCUAUACUGGACGAGAGCUAUCUAAUAAUAAAUGAAAAUGCAACUGAAUUCGUUAACAAUUUACGAUAUUUGAAAACGGAUUAUGCAUGGAAUCCGAAUGGCCGGUUUCUGAUAAUAAUUAAAAGCCUUUUUAAAAGUGAACUUGAACAAAUUUUUGAUACACUCUUGAAGUAUCAUAUUAUCGAUGUUUUAGUUUUGGCCGAAUACUUUGAUCCGGGCCUGUAUACCUACAAUCCAUUCGAGAACUACGGAUGCGGGCGACGUUAUGACAGAAUAAUUGAAUUUGGUAAGUUCCCAGCAUUUAAAAACGAGAACUUAUACCCUUACAAACUGGUAACUGGUCUCAGGAACUGCACCUUUAAAGUACUAAGCGUACACUUGCCGCCUUACUCUAUAGACCCUUCGAAGAGUAAUCUUUCAAAGACAAUAAAAGGAAUUGAAGAAAUAAUAUUAAGACAGAUAAGUGAGUUGGAACAAUUUUCCGUUGAGUAUAGAUAUGACCAAAAUGCGGAGAUAUUUACAACGAUAACAAGUAAAAUGUUAGCGGUUGGUCCAAUGAAAUCAUUACAAAUUGGCGAUGCAGAUGUCAUAUUAGGCGGAAUGAUACUCUCGCAAUUGCGGGCCAGAGCGUUCAACUAUAUUCACAAUCAUCUACCCUUCUCAGACGAGUUCCGAUAUCAAGUAAAAAAAGCUUCACCGAUAGCCUUCUGGAAGACCGUGUAUUUGGAGUUUCAUGCUACCGUGUGGGCGAUUUUUAUCUUCACUUUUCUAGUAUAUUUAGCAAUACUUAUCAUCUUAACAAAACCCAAAGAUAUAAAGCGUGUCAUACUUCAGAUGUUUGGAAGUUUGACUGAGCAACCCACAAAAUUAAGAGGAAAUUAUUUUACAAAAUAUUUUUUCAUUAUAUGGGUUUGGUUUGCUUAUAUCGUUAGUAUAUAUUAUACUUCCAGCUUAGUAAGUUUAACCGCCAAUCCACUAAUGGAGUAUCAGAUUUCAAAUGAGAAAGAUAUUUAUAAGUAUAAUUUAAAACCUUGUAUUGGCAAUGUUAUAAGCACCUAUAUUAAUUCCGCAGAAAAUAUAACAAUUCAAAAUAAAGUAGGAAGUCGUUGUUAUAAAUUAUUGGACAGCAUUGAUACUGUGAGUAAAUCGAGCGAUUCUUACACAAUCACUUUAUAUUCCAUCUACAAGUUCCACGAACACAAGUUCUUUGACGAUUCAGGCAAACCUAUGAUAUAUUCCUUUGAUAAACCUCUGGGUAAGGUAAUAUAUGCAAUAUAUUUUUACGAUGGUUUCCCGAUGAUGAGAAGACUUAACUUACAUGCUUCACGGUUGAGAGAGAACGGAUUCGUACAAUAUCAUAUAACUAACUUGGGGUGGCAAAAUAAAAAGAAUAUUCAUUUUUCUGCGAAAGCAAGAAAGUUACAUGUUCUUGUGCCUUGGAGUAUUUUUAUAUGUGGACACUUGAUAUCUCUUGUGGUGUUCUUAUUAGAAAUAAUUAGCAACAAGUUAAAG
Messenger RNA from Brenthis ino (lesser marbled fritillary), 1758 nucleotides. The record is from the annotation of a GenBank genome assembly. Lineage: Eukaryota; Metazoa; Arthropoda; Insecta; Lepidoptera; Nymphalidae.